AUGGCAGAAGGAUACCCAAGCUCUUAUAAUUGGCCCACCAUGAACUGGCAAGCGAAAGAUCUCGACAAAGAAUGGGAGCGAUUUUAUCAGCAUUGUGAAUUCGCAUUUGGAGGCCCGUUAAGCAAGUGCACAGAGAAGGAAAAGAUUUGCAAUCUCAUGAGUUUUGUGGGAGACAAAGGCCGCGAAAUGUACCUUACGUUUCAAUGGAACACAAUUCAAGUUGGAACAGGCGAAAAUAUCCAACAAGUAAGUGAGAAAGAUAUUCUUGAUAAAGUUGCUGCAAAGUUCAAAGAACAAUUAGCAUCGAAGAAAAAUCCUAUUAUGGCAGCAGUUCAAUUUGACAGGAGGUGCCAAAAACAAGGAGAAACAUUUGACGAUUUUGUAACCGACCUGAAAUUAUUGGCUCGUGGCUUAGACAUUGAGCAAACAGACAAGCUAAUAAGAAAUGCUAUAGCAUGCAAAUCUUUUGACGAAAGGGUAAAACAACGGUGUUUGGAAAAGAGUAAAAACUUAACAUUAGAAACAGCCAUAAAUAUAGGGAGAUUAUUUGAAGCUACCAAAGAUGGAAUGCAAGUAAUCACAGGGGAAGAUCCAAACGUGACGGUGCAUGGAGUAUCAACAAAGCCCAACAGAUUUCCCAGACGCAAGCACCAAAUGAGGUCAAAUACACCUAGAUCCACGGAAAAAGAGUCACAAGCCCCAUCAAAGUGUCAAAGAUGUGGUUACAAUAGUCACAAACCACAAGAGAAAUGUCCAGCCAAGAACCAAACCUGCCGCAAGUGUGGAAAGAUGGGACACUUUGGUAGAGUGUGUAGAGGAGCAGAAAAGAAAAUACACGGCAUGGGGAAAGAUUCCUACUCUAGUGAAGAAACAGACAGUUCUGAUGAUGAAUACCAGCAAGCCAAAAAUUUGCAUUUACUGCACCUCAAAAGCCUGAGGAUCCAUGAGGUUGGUAAUGAAAACGACAUGCCGAGAGAUAACGAGUGGUGGGAAACUGUUCAAGUUGGCCAUGGGAGAUUGCAAUGCCAACUGGAUACAGGUGCACAGGCUAGUGUCAUGACCGCUAAGCAGUUACAAAGUGUUGCUCCCAAUGCUCGGAUUAAGAAAACACACAAGAGACUUGUGUCAUAUAGCCAACACCAGAUUGUGCCCAGAGGAUGCACCACACUAAAAGUGAAACACAAGGAAAAAGAGAUCAAGGUGAAAUUCUUCAUCAUUGCCAAGGCACAUAAUCCAAUCUUAUCUGGAAAAGUGUGCAAAGCCUUAAACCUAGUAAAGCGAAUACACGAAAUCGACCACAACCUUAAAGAGCUUCUUAUCCAACAUCCAGAUUUGGAAAAUGCAACAGGAUCGAUGCCAGGGGCAUACUCGAUUAAGAUUGACCCAACAGUGACCCCUGUAGUACAUGGUCCAAGAAGGCAACCCGCAGCGCUCCUACCAAAGAUUACGAGCAAGCUAAAAGAAAUGGAAAAAGAGGGGCAUUUGGCAAAAGUAACCCAGCCCACAGAUUGGGUUAAUUCCAUGGUUGUCGCACAGAAAGGAGAGAAGAUCCGCAUCUGCAUCGACCCAUCCGACCUGAACAAAGCGAUAAAGCGAGAACACUACCCUAGUAAAACAGUGGAAGAAAUUACCACGAAAAUCCCCGGAGCCAAAGUGUUCUCAGUAUUGGAUGCCAAGAGUGGAUAUCUUCAAAUGAAGAUAGACUAUGAAUCCAGUCUCCUUACAACGAUGAACACACCGUUAGGUCGAUACCGUUGGUUAAAGCUACCCUUUGGCAUCAAAUCCGCACCAGAGAUGUACCAGAGAGCGAUGGAUGACAUGUUAGAGGGGAUAGAAUAUGCAUAUGCCAUUAUGGAUGAUAUUCUGAUAGCUGGCCGUGACGUAGCGCAUCAUGAUGCUGUCUUACGACAAGUCCUUGAUCGUGCUCAGAGCUACAACUUGAAGUUAAACUUCGACAAGGUGAAGAUCAGGAAAGAGGAAGUGCCGUACGUGGGACAUCUCAUAUCAGCACAUGGGCUCAAACCGGAUCCCACAAAAGUCGAAGCGAUGAAACACAUGCCAGCACCCGAGAACAAAGAUGAUGUCCGCCGUUUUCUGGGAUCAGUUCAAUACCUAGCCAAGUUCUUACCACGCUUGGCUGAGGUAGAAGAGCCGCUACGGCACCUAACAAAGAAAGAUACAGUCUUCCAUUGGGACAAACCACAGGAAAACGCUUUCCAACGCAUCAAAGAUCUAUGCUGCACAGCACCUAUACUGGCCUAUUAUGAUGUCAAGAAGGAUGUCAAGAUACAAUGUGACGCUAGCAAGAAUGCAGUCGGUGCUGUCCUUCUGCAAGAAGGCAAACCCAUAGCGUAUGCAUCUCGAAAGCUUCGUACAUCCGAGCUAAACUGGUCACCUAUUGAGAAAGAAAUGUUGGCGAUUGUGUUCAGCACAGGAAAAUUCAGAGAAUACAUCCUAGGAAAGGAAACUGUAGUACAGACUGAUCACAAGCCAUUAGAGACAAUUUUUCGCAAACCUUUGCUGUCAGCACCCUUGCGGCUGCAGACCAUGAUGUUGAAAGUGAAAGGAUAUGACUUGAAAGUUGAAUACCUUCCUGGCAAGAAGCAAGUCAUCGCAGAUACGCUCAGCAGGGCCAGUCUUAAUGUUAUGCCACCCGAAAGAAAGGAGUUUCAAGUCAACAUGCUUGAGAGAAUAUCUGUCACGCAAGACAAAUACCAGGAACUGCAACAAAGAACUGCGAAUGAGCUACACGAUUUGUAUGCUGUCAUCCAGGUAGGAUGGCCCACCACAAAGCAGCAAGUGCCUCACAGCGUCAAACCAUUCUGGGACAAUCGAGAUGAAUUAGCAAUAUUGGACGGCGUAAUUUACCGAGGAAUGAGAAUCGUAGUACCACCAUCAAUGCAACAGGAAAUGAUAGAGCUGGUGCACGAGACUCACCAAGGAAUUGUGAAAUCCAAGCAGAGAGCACGAGAAGCGCUGUAUUGGCCGGGCAUGAGUUCUCAAGUCGAAGCGAAAGUAAAGGACUGCAGUACUUGUCAUGACUAUGCAGCAGCGCAACAGAAAGAACCGAUGAUGCCGAGCAAGACUCCAGACUAUCCAUGGGCCGAAGCAGCAUCUGACAUAUUUACGUUCAAGAGCAAAAACUAUGUACUGUCAGUAGAUUACUACUCCAAGUACAUUGAAGUCACAGAACUCAACGACCUCUCAGCUUUUAGUACCAUCGAAGCCCUAAAAGGACACUUUGAGAGACAUGGUAUUCCAGAAAGGCUGACGACAGACUGUGGCACACAGUAUACAAGCGUAGAAUUUAAGAAUUUUGCGAAAGCCUACAACUUCCAACACGUGUUGAUAAGUCCAAAACAUCCUAAAGCAAACGGAGAAGCAGAGGCGGCGGUAAAAAUCGUUAAAUCAUUGUGGAGAAAGAACAAUGACAAGCACAAAGCCCUGUUGGUCUAUCGAGCAACACCACUAGCAGGCAUUGAUCUGUCUCCAUCACAGCUAUGUAUGGGGAGAAGACUGAGAACUAACCUCCCGAUAGCACGCAGUUUGUUAGAGCCCGAAGCAUAUAACACAAAUGAUAUCAAGAGACGAAUGCGCCAUGCAAAGGAAAAGCAAACCUACCACCAUAACCGCCAUGGGACAAAAGAACUAUCCCCACUGAAACCUGGUGAACACGUAAGAAUCCGACCAGAACCAGGGUCGAAGCUAUGGAGACAAGCAACUGUGGUCGACCAUCAUUCAUCACCUCGGUCGUAUAUUGUAGACACAGGACAACGAAAGCUUAGACGCAACCGAGUAGCCUUAAGAUUAGACCCAGGAAGAUCAGCAGUGGAAGUAGCAGAGAAUGAUUACGGUACCAACGACGAUAUGAGCCACCAAGAAACCCUUGAUAACCCAAACCCGGUAAGCGUACCACCAGCUCAUCACCCACCAGUAGAAACAGCAACGUCCACGGUGAAAGACAAGGAAACGCCUGUCAAGAGGUCAGGAUCAGAAACGCACCAAACACACUACACUACGAGAAGUGGAAGAAUCAGCAGAAAACCAGCUAAGUUGAACAUUUAA
Molecule: messenger RNA, 4065 nt
Organism: Paramuricea clavata
Lineage: Eukaryota; Metazoa; Cnidaria; Anthozoa; Malacalcyonacea; Plexauridae
Source: the annotation of a GenBank genome assembly